UGAACGGUUACUAGGGCCCCAGAGGCAACUACCCCGGAGCUUUGGGAGUGCCGCGCGGGUUGCCUCGGAUGCUGCUCAAGAGCUAGACGAAAAGGCAGAUAUUUUUUCUGAACCUUAUCUGACGUCCCGUUUGCCAUCAUGAGUAGCGAAUUUCUGGCGGAACUGCAUUGGGAGAAUGGGUUCGCCAUUCCGGUGGCAAACGAGGAGAACAAGAUGCUGGAAGAUCAGUUGUCAAAGCUGCAGAAUGAAAGGUCAAGCUUGCAAGAUCAGCUACGUGACUAUGAAGGUCGAAUUAAUGCUAUGACUUCUCACUUCAAAAAUGUUAAGCAAGAACUCUUAUUUACACAGUCUCUUUGCAAAGCCAGGGAGCAUGAGAUUGAGAGUGAAGAACAUUUUAAGAUUAUUGCUGAAAGAGAACUGGCACGAGUGAAGAAUGAAAUCCAACGACUAGAAAAUGAGAUGGCUUCAAUACGGGAAAAGAAAAGUGAUAAGGAAAAUAACAUAUUUAAAUAUACUCAAAAAUUGGAUGGUUUGAAAUGUCAAAUGAACUGGGACCAGCAAGCAUUGGAGGCCUGGUUAGAAGAAUCAGCUCAUAAAGACAGUGAUGCCUUCACUCUUCAGAAGUAUACACAACAAGAUGAUAAUAAAAUUAGGGCACUGACCCUGCAAAUAGAAAAACUGACUUUGGAAUGUAAUCAGAGAAAAAAGGUACUUGAGAAUGAACUUAUGGAGACUCUAAGUGCGCAGUUAGAAUUGGAUAAAGCAGCGCAAGAUUUUCGUAAGAUUCAUAAUGAAAGACAAGAACUCAUUAAACAGUGGGAGAGUACAAUAGAACAGAUGCAGAAGAGAGAUCGAGACAUUGAUAACUGUGCCUUGGCAUUAGCAAGGACAAAGCAGGAAAUGAGAGAAAAAGAAAGUUUGGUUAAGGAAAAGGUCAAGUUUUUGGAAAGUGAGAUUGGAAACAAUGCAGAGUAUGAGAAAAGAAUUUCAGUUGCUGAUCGUAAAGUUUUAAAAUGUAGAACGGAAUAUCAACAGCACGAAACUAAUAGGAAUCAGCUGAAGGAUGAGCUGGACUCUUUAAAAGCCACUGUGAAUAGAAGUUCCAGUGAUUUAGAAGCUCUGAGGAAAAAUAUUUCCAAAAUAAAGAAGGAUAUUCAUGAAGAAACAACAAAGUUAGACAAAAUUAAAAAUCAUAAUCAGGGUGCAAGAACAAAAUUAAAGCAAGUAACUGAGAAAACUAUGUCUGUAGAAGAGAAAGCUACCAAUUUGGAAGAUAUGCUACGGGAGGAGGAAAAAGGUGUAAAGGAAGUGAAAGUUCAGUUGGACCUAGUGAAAGAUGUGCUAUUUAAGAAAGUUCAGGAAUUACAGGCUGAGACAAUGAGAGAAAAAGCUGUUACAUCAGAAAUUGAAGGAACCCGUUCCUCUCUAAAGCACCUCAACCAUCAAUUGUAUAAGCUGGAUUUUGAAACCUUGAAACAGCAAGAAAUUAUGUACAAUCAGGAUUUUAGCAUUCAACAAAUGGAACACCGAAUGUCACGGUUAAAGGGAGAAAUUAAUUCAGAAGAAAGACAAGCCCUUCAAGCAAAAGUUGUUGAACUUAAAAAGACUUUGGAAGAGAAAAAAUCUACAUUUGUCCUUUUGGAAACACAGAUCAAGAAGCUUCACGAUUUGAUGAUAGAAGACAAUCUUUUAAAACUUGAAGUUAAACGGAUUCGAGAGAUGCUUCACAGUAAAGCAGAAGAAGUUCUUUCUCUGGAAAAAAGAAAACAGCAGUUACACACAGCUAUGGAAGAACGAACUGAAGAAAUUAAGGUUCACAAAACAAUGCUUGCAUCACAAAUAAGAUAUGUUGAUCAAGAACGGCAAAACAUAAGUGCUGAGCUUCAUGAGCGGCUAAGUAAAAUUGAUAAGCUGAAGAACAGAUAUGAAAUUCUUACUGUUGUUAUGAUGCCUCCUGAAGGAGAAGAGGAGAAAACACAGACCUAUUAUGUGAUAAAGGCUGCUCAAGAAAAAGAAGAACUUCAAAGGGAAGGUGACUGUUUGGAUGCCAAGAUCAACAAAGCUGAAAAAGAAAUCUACGCUCUAGAAAACACCUUGCAAGUGCUGAACAGCUGCAACAACAAUUAUAAGCAAUCUUUUAAAAUAGUGACUCCAUCUAGUGAUGAGUAUGUACAAAAAAUCCAACUAGAAGAACAAAAAAGAGCUGCUGAUGAAAAAUACAGAUACAAACAAAGACAAAUCAGAGAGCUACAGGAAGAUAUCCAGAGCAUGGAAAAUACUUUAGAAGUUAUGGAACAUUUUACAAGUAACGUCAAAGAAAAAUUACUAGAGAAGCAGGCUUUUUCACUUCAACUACGCAGAGAAACGGAAGAGCAGAAACCAAAGUUAGAGAGAGUAACUAAACAGUGUGCAAAACUCACCAAGGAAAUCCGUCUUUUGAAAGACACAAAAGAUGAAACACUAGAAGAACAAGACAUCAAACUUCGUGAAUUGAAACAGUUCCACAAGAUCGUUGAUGGAAUGUUAUUUGAUAUCACAGAAGAAAAUGCUGAGAUCCGCAUCAUCCUUCAAACAUGCUUUCAACAGAAUGGUUUAGAACUACCUACCGCUGGUACUAAAGGCAGUCGUCAGAGUUCUAGAUCACAGGCUUCACUAUCAGCAAGGUCAUCUAGGAGUACAAGUACUUUAGCUUCUCAGACUUCAAUUAAAGUGUUAGAGCUGACCUUCCCAGACUCGUCACCAGUUGGCAGCACUUCGAGGUCAACUAGUGUUAGCAGCAGCUCCAGUAAUGGUAAAAGCAAAAAAAGCAGCAAGUAAACAUUUUAAUCUCUUGAACAAGUUAUACAUACAAAAACAAAAAUUUCAGUUUUAAAAUAGUAAAUUCCACUCUAUGCUUUUGGGUGCUGUAUAAUGAUAUAGAGUACUACUGAAAUAGUGUUACAAAAUGAAAUGAACAGACAAGUUUUAUCCAGUGAAAAAAUGUAAAAACUGUUAAAAAAAAAAAUCAAGCAGAUUGGGUCCAAAUAAGCCAAAGAAAUGUUUAAUUAUCUUAUCCUUUUUCCUACUGUCUUCUUCACGUAGAAGGAAAGCAGUAAUAGCAGAUUUCAACAAGGCUACAUCUUACAUAAGCAUAAGGAAAAUGAUGUUUUUCACUGUCAUUUUGAUGUUAUAUUAGAAAAUAGUUUGCUUCAUUAUUUUACACUAGCUAUGAAACUAAACUUAUUCUUUAAUUUCUAAAGAUUCAUUGUACUAUACAAUAGUACUCAAAUUUUCGUUUACCCUAGAAGAUCCUGAAAUUAGGUUUUCUUUAUUGAAACUUAUUUCCCAGACUUUUGGGGGAGAAAUCUGUUAGUUUCUUCUUUUUGUGUAAUUGUAAACUUUUUAACUAAAAAAAACAGCAUUACCCUCAUCCCUCCACCAAGAAAACAAGUAAUAGGAAAAAGAACACUAAAUCAAUAAAAAUGCAGCUUAAAAUUUUUAGGAAUUACUCAACUCUGAUCUUCAAUAAAUCAAACACAUUAAAGAUUUUACUCUCAAGAUACAACCAAGCAUAAAGAAUGUAUUUUCAAAACUUUCUUGAUUUAAUUAACAAUUUAAAGGAAGUUAGAUGUGAUUUAAUUUAUAAUAAGAAUUCCAACAAUUUAUAAUGCAGGUAGACCAAAUAUGGAAUUAGUUAUUCCAGGUAAUACUUCAUUAUAACAUGUGCCUAACACUUUGAACUCUUGGAAUAGUGUGGAGUAUGAGUAUAAUGUUAUUAAACUAGUUUUCAAAUAAAUGUAUUAGAAUCCAAGUGCAUACUUAAACGAUUAUUGUCUCUUUCAAACCCUGGGAAAAAAUGUUAUGUCAUUGUUUAGAAUUGUCAUUUGCAGUUCCAUCUGAAAGGUAGUAACUGUGGUAACCUGUUUCUCCUGAUCAUUAUUUGAAAGUAUUACUAUUUUUAGAAACAGUCAGCAAAAGGCAUAGCCAAGUCCAAUGAAUGAGUAAAGAAAGCUGGGUACGUUUUUUGGCUGAAACAUCUAAUACAUGAGAUUCAUAAGCUCUAAAAACUGAUUAAUCUUGUUUACCAAAAUUUCUGCCUUGUAUGACUUUGUAAAUUACUUGGAACUUGAAAUAUAACAUACUGGUUCCAACUGUGACCUUGGGAGUUAUUUCUCUAUGCAUUUUUCCUCAUUUGUAAUACAGUGUUACCUACAAGUUCACUGAAAUAAUCAGAUUUAUAUGUACAAAUUGCACAUGGCCUGACACACAGGAACUGCCCAAUAACUUCUGCCUAUUAUUGAGUCACCAGCAAAGCCUAACAGUAUUUGUGGAAUGGAUAGGGUCUCCAGCCAGUGUACCAGUCUACGUUUAACUGUUCAAUAAAGUAACAGUUCCAACUUCAGUGUUAAAUGGUAAGACAAGGGAUUAAUCCCAUUAUCUCCAAAUUGGGGGUUACCUUAACACCCACCUGUUGUGUUAGAAAGUCAUCUACUAAAGGAAAGCAAGACACAGCCUGGGUAUGUCUAAAUUAUAGACAUGAUUUUAAGGAAAAAAAAAUGAAGGCACCACUAGGGGAUUCUUGACAAGUAUAUCGCUAGUAUUUUUUUGCUGUGAUACGUUUCCUGAACGCAUCCUUAGAAAUUGGUUUGUGUACUCUGCUUAAAUUUACUAUGUCCCAGGAAAGAAGCCCUGAAGAAGAUGGAAUUUCUAAAUUCAGGCAGGCUGUUGUAAAAGGUAUUAUCCUGAUUUUUUGGGGAACCUAAAUGUACCAGUAAGCCACAAAGAUGCUUUGGAAAAUCAGUGCUGGCUGAUAGUAACGUUCAGAGAUUUUACUAAAUAAAAAGGUGUAAAAUUCUGAAGCUGUACCAGGAAUUCCCAAAGGUCAAGCAAGGGCUUUGUCAAGUUUUCACUCCUUAAAAACACCAUGUAGGACUAUGUAGGGAUGACACCGAAGCUAUUAAUACACAGAAGGAACUGGGGACUCUGAGUUUCUUGGUGGAAAGACCAAUUUCUCCUGCUAUUACCUUUUGUUUUGGACCAGUUUCUUUCUCUCCUCCAUUGAAAAACAAAUUUUAGCUAAAUCAUAAGGCUCCCUUGCUCAAGUCUAAAGGUCACAAAUAGUACACACCCAGUUAUAAUUAAAGUUUUGAUAUUUUACUGUUGGCAAGAACAGUGAGACAGAACAAGGACUGAAAGUGUCUUCCUCUAUCAUUCUCUUAGACCUCUGUAGAUGGAUCCUCACCUAUUCCCCAAACCCUUCAUCCAGUGUCAUCAUGAGUGAUCAAAUUAAAGGCCACUGUCAUUUACAGUCUAGAAUCUUAAAUCGACAAGAUUACCUAAAGACCAU
Molecule: messenger RNA, 5326 nt
Organism: Hipposideros armiger (great roundleaf bat)
Lineage: Eukaryota; Metazoa; Chordata; Mammalia; Chiroptera; Hipposideridae
Gene: CCDC39
Product: coiled-coil domain 39 molecular ruler complex subunit
Exons: 19
Coding region: 139-2817 (892 amino acids)
Biological process (GO): inner dynein arm assembly; epithelial cilium movement involved in determination of left/right asymmetry; cilium-dependent cell motility
Cellular component (GO): axoneme
Source: RefSeq, a predicted model, not a curated record